Rodentolepis nana is the source of this 924-nucleotide messenger RNA. NCBI's taxonomy places the organism in Eukaryota, Metazoa, Platyhelminthes, Cestoda, Cyclophyllidea, Hymenolepididae. The record is from the annotation of a GenBank genome assembly.
AUGGCUCUCAAUGAGUCUAAUUUUCGCACUAAAAAUUCGCUUCCCGACAUGGAACUUAUAGCCGAAGAACAAGCCAUUGCGAUUGGAAGGUUAGAGAGCAAAUUGAAGAAAAUUGAGGAACAAAACGAGGUUUUACGUGAGAAACUGAGAUUAUGUGAAGAGGAUUGUUCAUUAAAGGAGGCUGAGUAUAUAAAGAAAUUCAUUGCCAGUGACAUUCGACUAGCUCAAGCGGAAUUCCUUUUGCCAUUUAAACGCCCUCAUUUAUCCUCACAACUCGGCACUGAUUCUGGAAAAGUUGCUCUUUCCGAUAAUGAGUCGUCUGAAAUUGUUCAUCCUGCGCUUGAUUUCAUAUAUCACAAAGCUCAAGAGUUGAUCAAGAGUGUAAAAUCCGAACAGCAGCAAAGUUAUGAUGAUCUCCUGGCUUGGAAAUUUACUCCUGAUAGCGCUUCUGGCCGACGUCUGAUGACCUGUUUCCGGCAGCUUUUGGAAAGGAAUGAAGGUCUCGGAGCCAUAAACGAAAAUGAUUCCCUUUCAAAGUUGGAAUCCGAAACAAAAGUACAGGACUCCUGUAUUCGAGAAUGCCUUAAAACCGCUCAAGACUUCAAUGCUGCUCUUUUGGAGUCCACUGUUGACUUGGACGGUGUUCAAAACAGUCUCUUUGUUUUGAAGAACAAACUUAACAAGGCUGAAAACUUGAUUGCAGCAUUGAAAGCAAGUUUCUUUUUUCACACUUAUUUUACUCAAUGCAACUUCAUUUUCAUCUUUGAUAAUUUUACCGGAUACGCCGAAUACGAGAAGGUGAAUCCUAACCAAUCAGAUGCUCUCAUUGCAGCUGCCCUAGCAACCCUCAGCCAACAGGCGAUGAAUCCCCAUGAUGAUGAUGAUGAGGAGGAGGAGGAUCAAGGAGAUGAAGUUGCUGAAUAG